UUGGCUAGAUGUCCUCUUGCCAUGCAAAGCGCGGCUUCAACGCUAUCUUUGAGUAACGACAAGGACUCUUCUAGUUCAGAGUCUGGAUUUUCGGUUGUUUCAGAGUCAUGAAAUCAUUGAAGUCUUUCUACCGCAACCAGGAAAUGGUUGAUAUCACUUUACUUAUUGGCGGUAGCAAGACAGAAUUCAAAGCUCACAAAGUGGUACUGUGUGCACACAGUGACGUCCUAAAAAAAAUGUUGACGAGUUCAAUGAAGGAAGCUCAAGAGAAUACAAUCGAGUUUCCUGAAGUUGAUGAAACAGCAUUCGGAGCACUUCUUGAGUUUUUCUACACAGAAAACGUUCCAGUCAACAAAUCCUUUAUAUGUGAACUCAUAGAGCUUUGUGAUUAUCUUCAAGUUAUAAAUCUCAAACAACGUUGUUGCAAAUGGCUGCAUGAAAAUCUGGUAGUAGAAGAUGCAUGUGAAUAUCUUAUGUUUUCCUCCAAGCCUUCAGCUGACGAGCAGCUCUAUAAGAAUUGUUUCCAUUGGAUUGAAGAUCACGCCGCUUUAGUUGUUUGCACGGAUGGUUUUGCAAAGCACAUGACGGCAAAAGAAGUAGAAAAAAUUGCUGCUAGUGACCACCUGAAUCUUGAUGAAAUCCAGCUGUUUAAGGGAAUCAAGCGAUGGAUUAAGUAUGAUGAUUCAAGACACGAAGAUGGUGUACACCUUACAAAAUAUCUGCGCUUGCCAAUGAUGAACACAAAAGAUUUGCUGGGUUGUGUGCAAAGUAGUGGUUUUUUCGCACCCGACGCUAUUCUUAAAGCUCUUACAUCCUUGCAGCAACCCUUGGAUUGCAAUCCGUAUGAAAUCAACUCACCUUAUGCUAAGUUACGAGUGCCGUCUGCACGUCUUGCAAGAUCCAUACCUUCAUUUACGUGGCAAUCGAAACGACCAACAUCCUCUAAAGAUGUCUCACCUGCUCGUACCAUCUCUACACAUUCCAACCGUGCUGUUUUAGGAAGAUCAGAAGCACUGCUUACUUCUAAGCCACUGCCGAUUCCAAGUUGUGUACAUGUUCAGCUCACCACCAAAUCAACAGUCAAUCGUAAACUUACAGUUGGACUUUACAUUUUACCUCGGCAGAAUUUACGUUGGCAGAAUCAAACCUCGUUGUUUGGAUUUACGCUACAAGAAAGACAGUCUGUUGCCCCUAGUGAUAGUUCACUACGGUGUGGAGUGCAGCUAAAUGACGCAACUCUCAGUAUGUUUCGUACGUUCAACUCUGUCUCGAUCCCUGUAGGCUGCAUUGUAGCAUUGAAAUUUCACAUCACGUUGAAAGAGGUGUACAUAUACCUAGAUGGCGCUGUAAUAAUGCAAAUACCCUUGAUCAUAGGAUCAUGCUGCUCUUACUUGCCACUGUUAGGAAAAUCUUGUCAGUCAUUGCAGUUCUCUGCUUUGCAAAGACAGCAGUAUGAUAAUAUCCUAGACAAUUAUGGUGACAACAAGGCAGUUUUCAUUGAGGUUGCAAUAGAAGAAAUUAAGGAUACCGCAACUGUUUCAGUGAAAAAAGACAAUGCUACCUGCAGAGACGAUGAUACGGAUGAUGAUCUAAAUAGUGUAGUCACGAGGACAUGUCUUCCUGGUGUAAAUACGGCCUGCAAUCGAGCAGAUGACUCAAGUGAGUUCGACAAGUUUGAGAGAGUUUCUCAUCCCUCUCCAAUUAUGCAAUCGUUGAAGUCGUUUUACGACAACCAAAAAAUGGUUGAUAUCACUAUACUUGUUGGUGCUAACAAGACGAAAUUCAAAGCCCACAAGCUAGUGUUGAGCGCACAAAGUGAUGUCCUAGAGAAAAUGUUGACUAGUCCAAUGAAGGAAGCUCAAGAGAAUACAAUCGGGUUGCCAAAAGUUGAUGAAACAGCAUUCAGAGCACUUGUUGAGUUUUUCUACACAGGAAACGUUCCAGUCGACAAAUCCUUGAUAUGUCAACUCAUAGAGCUUUGUGAUCAUCUCCAUGUUCUAGAUCUCAAACAACGUUGUUGCACAUGGUUGCAUGAAAAUCUGGUAGCUGAAGAUGCAUGUGAAUAUCUUAUGUUUUCCAAGAAGCUGUCAGCCGAUGAACAGCUCUAUAAGAAUUGUUUUCAAUGGAUCGAAGAUCACGCUGCUGAAAUUCUUUGCACAGAGAGUUUUUCAAUGCACAUGACGGCAGAAGAAGUAGAAAAGAUAGCCGCUAGUGACGACCUGAAUCUCGAUGAAAUCCAGCUGUUUGAAGGAAUCGAGCAAUGGAUUGAGUAUGAUGACUCAAGACACGAGGACGGUAAAGAGAUAGCAAAACUUCUGCGCUUACCAAUGAUAAACGUCAGUGAUUUGUUGGGUUGUGUGAAGAGCAGCAGCUUUGUCGAGUCCAAUGCUAUUCUUGAGGCUUUGAUGUUGUUGCAGCAACCCACGGUAUACAAUCCGCAUGAAAUCGACUCAUCCAAUUUUGCCGACUUGCGUAUGCCAUCUGACCGUCUUCCAACUUCUAUCAUGUGGAAUCCGUACCAACCAAAACUCUUUACCCCAGGACAGGCUGCAUACUCGAACCCUGCUGUUAUAAAAAGUUCAGGAAGAUUAUGUACAAGCAAACCACUGUCAAUUCCAAGUUGUGUACGCGUUCAGCUUACCACCAAGUCAACAAUCAAUCGCAACGUUACAGUUGGACUUUCAAUUUCUUGUCCUCAUCAAGAUUCACGACAGCCAAAGCUAUUCAUUGGACCAAGUCCCACACAUCACAAAUAUGGUUUAGAAUGUGGAGUGCAGCUAACCGGGGCCACCCUCAGCCCGUUUCCUUUGCAAGGCACUGUGUUGAUUCCAGCAGGAUGCAUUGUGGCACUAAAAUUUCAUGUCAAGUUCGAACAGGUUUGUAUACAUCUAAAUGGUACUUUAAUAGCGAAAAUACCCUUGACUACGCCAUCAUGCUGCUCUCACUUGCCACAAAUGAGAACAAAUGUCAUUUUGUCACAAUCUGGUCAAGUACAGCUAAAGACACAAAAUCCAAAUGACAGCAAGAAAGUUUUCGUCGAAGUUGUAAUAAAAGAAGUUAAAGAUACCGCAGCUAUCUCAGUGAAACGAGAACGCCAUACGUGCUGCGGCAAUUAUUGAUAUACCCUCAUGAUCUAGCAGUAUACACAUGUACUUUCUGGAAUUAUGGGUAUAGCACGUACGGUCUAGAUACUAUAGUAUUUGAAAAUACUUGAGAUUGAACAGCUUGUCACGAUCACGUGAUCUCAUUUACAAUACUCAGUUUUACGUGUUAUAAUUGGCGAUCUAUAUAGCAUCUCCGUGUAGCUGAGUGCAUGCGCAAUCCCACAAACUGCGUGUACUGUACGCAUUUCUUU
This is a messenger RNA of Corticium candelabrum, 3355 nucleotides long. RefSeq lists its product as uncharacterized. NCBI's taxonomy places the organism in Eukaryota, Metazoa, Porifera, Homoscleromorpha, Homosclerophorida, Plakinidae. The transcript has 7 exons. Gene Ontology annotation, molecular function: protein binding. Gene Ontology annotation, cellular component: cytoplasm. The record is from RefSeq and is a predicted model, not a curated record. The coding region runs from base 108 to 3119 and encodes 1003 amino acids.